AUGUCAGUCACCACUUGCUCGACCACGGCGACGCGCUUGAGCCAUUUGACCGGGAAGCGGACCAACUCGUUGGGAUGGGCCAAGUCCGACUGCCACACGUGCUCCUCGCUUGGUCGUUCUUGUGACCGGCGGCGGCCUCGUUGCAGUGCCUGCCUUGCUGACGGCGUGAUAUGCGCGGGCUAUGUGCAGCAACUCAACUGGGAAAGAGGCACCUUGAAGGUUGGGAAACGGCGGUCCAAGGAACCGUCCGAGAAUGUCAGAGAAGCCAAACCAGACAAGCCGACGGCGCCGCUUCCUCGGCCCUCUUCUUACACUUUUGUGGACCAAACCGUCUCACAAACACGGUCAAGGCGGACGUCGAGAAACAACUCGAGAUCAAGCGAACUCAGUAUUCCCAUCUCCAAUGCGGCAGAUUCGUCGAUCACCACAACGCUCUCGAGCGGCGGAGAGUCCGUGGCGUCCACAUCUCCAUCCUCAAUCUGGUCGGCUGUGAGCGCGAGUACGCCUCCCCUGGUCGACAGUGACCACCAGCUUGACCUCGUCCUCUACCCGACAGUCAGCCGCCACCCGGAAGGGAUCGAGUGUGCGUUAUCAUUCUUCCAUUCCUGCUUUGCCAACACCACGCUCACCUUCCCGGUGAAAAUCAAUCCGUGGCGAGCCUGCCUGCCGUCCAUCCACGACGACUUCCCCUCGGUACGCUAUGCCGCAGCGGCACUUGCAAAGCGUCAGCAAGCACACUUCGACCGAAAGCCGGAGAGUGCCUCGAUCUUGCGCCUCAAGUCACAAGCCCUGUCCAUCUUCGCAUCGCACCUCAACGAUCUGUCGUUCGAGUGCGGCCUCAGUACUGUACUUCUCCUCAUCGGCCUAGAUUAUGCCGAAACAGGUGUAUCCAACUGGAACAUCCACCUGCGCGGUGCAUACCGCAUUCUCGAGUCCCACGGCGGCAUCCGACUCGCAGAGUCACGACCUAACCUUCGAAGUCAGAUUGCCAUGUUGAUCUGGUACGAUGUCAAUGCCGCGUUGAUCUCGCGACGUGGUCCCACUUUUCCAAGGACCUACAUUGAAGCGCUCAUGGCAUGGCAGGACGACAACGAAUGGAGCAUACUGGGUCUGAACGGCCUCCCGGACGGCAUGUUUCUUGACAUGCACAGCCUUGCUGUUGCCGCGGCCGACAUUGAUUCUGCAGACCCAGAAGCGCUCGAACUUAUCCGCAAGAACAUUCUUGACACAGAGGUCAGCAUGGAACAAGGGAAAUACCAGGCCAUGAUGUCCGAAAUUUGGCGGUUGGGCCUGCUGUUAUACUUUGCACGGGUGUUUGGGCCUUUCCGGAUCUACAAUUUGACAGCAAUAGAUUACCAGGCCGUCAUGGACACGUUCGCGAGCCACGAAGGUAUCGCCGAGUGGGACUUUGAACCGCGUUCCGUGGCUAUGCAGAUUCUCACCAUGGUUGCCAACAUUCCGUCACACAGCAGCUUUCAGAAACAGUGCCUGAUGCCGAUUGUUCUGGCCGGGUGUGAAAUGUCCAGUGCGGAGUGGGCUUUCAGAAAAGUCGCCACCGAGUACUCUGAGCGGUGGAAACAGAAGACGGGGAUCUGGAUUUUCGAGUCUGGGUUGGAGUUUAUGAGGGGCGUUUGGUCUAAGAAUGACCUGGCCAUGCUCACCAAAGCAGAGGAUGAGGUCGACAGACCAUGGGUGCCUUGGACAGAGAUAUACCCUCCCAGUGCUGAAUAUGGCUUUCUGUUUGGCUGA
Fonsecaea multimorphosa CBS 102226 is the source of this 1749-nucleotide messenger RNA. RefSeq lists its product as uncharacterized. Gene Ontology annotation, molecular function: DNA-binding transcription factor activity, RNA polymerase II-specific; zinc ion binding; transcription cis-regulatory region binding. Gene Ontology annotation, biological process: positive regulation of transcription by RNA polymerase II. The record is from RefSeq and is a predicted model, not a curated record. The transcript has a single exon. Gene Ontology annotation, cellular component: nucleus. The coding region runs from base 1 to 1749 and encodes 582 amino acids. NCBI's taxonomy places the organism in Eukaryota, Fungi, Ascomycota, Eurotiomycetes, Chaetothyriales, Herpotrichiellaceae.